GCCUGGUAGCCCGCCGAGCCAGGAGCUGCGAGUGGAGCGCCUGGGCGGCGGCGGCAGUGGCUGUGCGAUGGCUCCCGCCGCGGACCGGAAGGGCUACUGGGGCCCCACGACCUCCACGCUGGACUGGUGCGAGGAGAACUAUGCUGUGACCUGGUACAUCGCCGAGUUCUGGAAUACAGUGAGUAACCUGAUUAUGAUCAUACCUCCAAUUUUUGGCGCAAUUCAGAGUGUUAGAGAUGGUCUGGAAAAACGGUACAUUGCUUCUUAUUUAGCACUCACAGUGGUAGGAAUGGGAUCCUGGUGCUUCCACAUGACUCUGAAAUAUGAAAUGCAGCUACUGGAUGAACUCCCAAUGAUUUACAGCUGUUGCAUAUUUGUGUACUGCAUGUUUGAAUGUUUCAAGAUCAAGAACUCUGUAAACUACCAUCUGCUUUUUACUUUAGUUCUAUUCAGUUUAAUAGUAACCACAGUUUACCUUAAGGUAAAAGAGCCUAUAUUCCAUCAGGUCAUGUAUGGAAUGUUGGUCUUCACAUUAGUACUUCGAUCUAUUUAUAUUGUUACAUGGGUUUAUCCAUGGCUUAGAGGACUGGGUUAUACAUCCUUGGGUAUAUUUUUAUUAGGAUUUUUCUUAUGGAAUAUAGAUAACAUCUUUUGUGAUUCACUGAGGAACUUUCGAAAGAAGGUGCCGCCUAUCAUAGGUAUUACCACACAAUUUCAUGCAUGGUGGCAUAUUUUAACUGGCCUUGGUUCCUACCUUCACAUCCUUUUCAGUUUAUAUACAAGAACACUUUAUCUGAAAUACAGGCCAAAAGUGAAGUUUCUCUUCGGAAUCUGGCCAGUGAUCCUGUUUGAGCCUCUCAGGAAGCACUGAUGAAUUAUUCCACCAAGAAAACAAAAAAACACCUGCCAUAGGCCUGGCAGUAUAAACAAGGAAAUCCUUAAAGAUCUACACAUUUAAAUAUAUCAUGACCAUCACAGCAGAGGAAGGACAUUCUGACUAUUGCUGCCAGCCACAUAGAGAAUGAGGAAUGGGGCCUGUUGGGUAUUUAGCUCAUGGCUUUAUUUCAUUUGUCCUCCUCCUCCUCUUCCUCCUCUCACCCUAAGAUGUUUAUAAAGAAACAGAUAUGAUGUACAUAUAUAUACUCAAAUGCUGAAAAAAUUGGGCUUUUCUUAACAGGUUAACAGUUUGUGCUGGUUGUAGGAAAUUAACCUUUUCCUCUUUUAUGACAACGGUUGCAUGUGAAUUAUACCUUUCUUAAUAUUUGAUUAAAUAAUAAAAAUGGUCAGCUAGGGACUGGCAAAACCCUAUAUCCAGAUGGUCAGCUAUGAGCCAGCACUCAGCUGUGUCAGCUUUGAUUUAUAUUGUUUUCAUAUUAACCUCAUGGAUGGUUUUCCAAGGUAAAAA
This is a messenger RNA of Propithecus coquereli (Coquerel's sifaka), 1405 nucleotides long. It is a transcript of the gene ACER3, whose product is annotated as alkaline ceramidase 3. Gene Ontology annotation, biological process: ceramide metabolic process; phytosphingosine biosynthetic process. Bases 68 to 871 code for a protein of 267 amino acids. The transcript has 11 exons. Gene Ontology annotation, cellular component: endoplasmic reticulum membrane. Lineage: Eukaryota; Metazoa; Chordata; Mammalia; Primates; Indriidae. The record is from RefSeq and is a predicted model, not a curated record.